CGGUGACAAGCGAUUGAAGCAACGCGUCAAAAUUAAAUGACGGACGGGGCAGAGCGCUAUGCUUCCUAAUACUUGCUACAGUAAAUAAUGCUGCACUUUAGUGGAACAUUUGUGAAGCCAGUCAACUUUAAUUCAUUUUAACGUGAUCGAGCAUUUUAUUUACUUACGUCUUUAUGGUCAAUAAUUAUGACACAAUUGAAUUGGAAAAUGAGAUUGAAGAUUUGUCCAUCAAUUGCUCUGACACGCAAAUAAUUCGUAUUGAUAAACCAGUUUCGUACAAUACAAUUUUUAAAAAUUUUCUCGUUAAAAACAGACCUUGUAUCAUUAAAAUCCCGUCAGCCCAAUCGUGGAAAAGCACUAAAGAGUGGGUUUCACAAGGACUUCCACAUUUUUCUAAUUUACAAAAUAUUUAUGGGACUGUCACUGUACCUGUGGCUGAUUGUGGUGAAAAAUAUUAUAAUGUUCAAAAGAAGCAGCCUACUCAAUUUUCUGAGUACUUGAGUUAUUGGGAGAAAUACAUUAAAAAUGGUUACCCUUCUGAUAUGCCCUGCUUAUACUUGAAGGACUGGCAUUUCACAAAAGAUUUUCCAACUCAUAUAAUUUACGAAGUUCCUCAGUACUUUGCUUCAGAUUGGUUGAAUGAAUAUUUAACAUCAAGAAAUGAUAUCAACGAUGAUUAUCGGUUUGUCUAUUUGGGACCCAAAGGAUCAUGGACACCUUUCCAUGCAGAUGUUUUUACAUCCUUCAGCUGGUCUAUUAACAUUUGUGGAAAGAAACGAUGGCUUCUUUUUCCUCCAGGCCAAGAAGAUUAUCUACGUGACAAUCACGGAAAUUUGAUAUAUGAUGCAACCUGUUCUGAUAUGUUGGAUAACAAAUUAUUUCCUGAUCACCACAAACUUACUCCAUAUGAUAUUACACAAGAAACUGGAGAAGCAAUAUUUGUCCCAACUGGUUGGCAUCAUCAAGUAUGGAAUUUGGACACUAUUUCCAUCAAUCACAACUGGGUAAAUGGAUGUAACAUAGAAAACAUGUGGUUGUCUAUGCAAAAGAAUUUAAAUGAUGUGAAGAAAGAAAUAGAAGAUUGUCAAGCCAUGGAAGAUUGGGCAGAACAUUGUCAAAUUAUGCUGCAAGCAGUAUUUGGAAUGAACUAUGAAGAAUUUUUAAAAUUUAUUGGAUUCAUUGCAGAGUGUCGACUUGCUUCACUAAAAACUAACUGUCCAAUUGUUCUGUAUGGGGGUUGGAAAUUAGGAAAAUGGCAUACUAUCUUUGAUUUGCAAAAGAUUAAUAGUGUUUUGAGAAGUUUCAUGACCAAUACAGAUGUUCAGGCUCUUAAAUUCUAUGACAAAUCAUUGGAUUCUCUGAAACAUCUUUGUAUGGAAAUGGAAGAAGUCCUUGGAAAAUUUGCAAUGGAAUCAUGAAUGUAAUUUAUGAAGUAUAAUAUCAAUUUCACCUUACCAAUUAUAUUCCUGCUUACAAUACCAACACAAGAUUAAAUUGGAAAGUUUUACAAAAUGUUAUUCAUUAAUGUAACGUUCAGUGGUAUAUAUAAUAUAAAUUAUAUUUUUAUAACUGAUCUCCUUCUCUUAGUCCUUUAUUACUUGACCUUAAUAAUUCUAGAUAUUGUUCUUGUUUUUAAAUAUAAACAAUUUU
Molecule: messenger RNA, 1650 nt
Organism: Gryllus bimaculatus (two-spotted cricket)
Lineage: Eukaryota; Metazoa; Arthropoda; Insecta; Orthoptera; Gryllidae
Source: the annotation of a GenBank genome assembly